AUGUCCGGAGCGUCCGUCCACGCGUCCGCGUCCGGUCCAAAGUCCACGCGCGAGGCGACCAAACUGUUGGGUCUCACCGGCUCAGUCGGCAUGGGAAAGUCCACCGUCGCUUCGAUGUUUCGCGAGCUUGGGAUCGCGGUCAUGGACGCCGAUGCGACCGUACACGAGCUGUAUGCCCCGAACGGCGCCGCCGUCGCCGUCGUUCGCGAGAUGUUUGGCGAUCAAGUCGUCGAUGCGAGCGGUGGGGUCGAUAGACGGGCUUUAGGGGAGAUUGUUAUCGGCGACGCGGAGAAGAUGGCGGCGCUCGAGCGCGCGGUGCACCCGCUCGUGGAUCGAGCGAGGGAAGAUUUCGUGGCGAGCAGAGAAGGGGACGUCGCGAUCGUGUUUGAUAUUCCAUUGUUAUACGAGAAGGGGUACGAGACGACGAUGGACGCGGUGUGUGUCGUGAGCACGGGAUGCGAGAAGACGCAACGCGCGCGCGUGCUCGGGCGAGACGGGAUGACGCCAGAGAAAUUUGAGGGGAUUUUGGCGAGGCAGAUGCCGGAUGCGGAGAAGCGGGCGCGAGCAGAUUACGUCAUCGAUACCUCCCUAUCGCUCGAGGAGACGCGAGCGCGGGUGGAGGAGGUUUUGCGAGCAGUCGUGGAGAGACGUUGA
Molecule: messenger RNA, 654 nt
Organism: Ostreococcus tauri
Lineage: Eukaryota; Viridiplantae; Chlorophyta; Mamiellophyceae; Mamiellales; Bathycoccaceae
Product: P-loop containing nucleoside triphosphate hydrolase
Exons: 2
Coding region: 1-654 (217 amino acids)
Biological process (GO): coenzyme A biosynthetic process
Molecular function (GO): dephospho-CoA kinase activity; ATP binding
Source: RefSeq, a predicted model, not a curated record